AUGGAUUCAGCCUCUUUCGGAGUUCCCAUCAACAAGGGCAAGGGCAAGGCAGUUGACGGCGGGCUGACAGUAAAUGGAGAGAGUCUCCCUUGGGUGGAAAAGUACAGACCUGUAACGCUUGAUGAUGUCAAAUCACACAAAGAUAUCACUACAACUAUCGAGAGAUUCAUAGAGAAGAAUCGACUGCCACAUCUCCUAUUUUAUGGUCCGCCUGGAACGGGAAAAACGUCAACUAUCCUCGCUGUCGCUAGACGUAUAUAUGGCUCCGAAUACCGAAAGCAGAUAUUAGAGCUGAACGCCUCGGAUGACCGUGGCAUCGACGUAGUCCGAGAGCAGAUCAAGCAAUUCGCCGAAACGCGAACCCUGUUCGCUAAAUCCUACAAGCUCAUUAUUCUUGACGAAGCCGACAUGAUGACGCAACAAGCUCAAGCAGCCCUUCGCCGAGUCAUCGAGCAAUACACGAAGAACGUGCGCUUCUGCAUCAUUUGCAACUACGUCAACAAGAUUGCUCCUGCCAUACAAAGUCGUUGCACUAGGUUUAGGUUCUCUCCAUUGCCCAUGGCAGAAGUUGAGAAGCAGAUCGAUCAUGUAGUUGAAGCUGAAGACUGCAAGGUCACGAAAGACGGCAAGGAAGCUUUGCUCAAACUCUCGAAGGGAGAUAUGCGAAGGGCCCUCAACGUCUUGCAAGCAUGUCACGCCGCAUACGAUUCGAUAGGGGAGACGGAAGUUUACAAUUGUACUGGCAAUCCACAUCCAAGAGAUAUUGAGAGCAUCGUCAACUCUAUGCUUUCUGACGAGUUCACGACUUCAUAUCAAAUGAUCAAUCAAAUGAAAACGGAGCGAGGUUUGGCCUUGCAGGACCUAUUAUCUGGAGCUUUUGAAUAUGUUGAUACUCUCGAACUCAAACCUCAAGCAAGAGUAUAUUUGUUAGACUACUUGGCCACGAUUGAGUACCGUUUAUCAACGGGUGCAAGCGAAAAGAUACAACUUUCGGCCUUGCUCGGGGCUUUCAAGAACGCGGUGGAGCUCACUUCAUAG
Messenger RNA from Coniophora puteana RWD-64-598 SS2, 1038 nucleotides. Its product is annotated as DNA replication factor. Gene Ontology annotation, cellular component: Rad17 RFC-like complex; Elg1 RFC-like complex; nucleus. The transcript has 7 exons. The record is from RefSeq and is a predicted model, not a curated record. Bases 1 to 1038 code for a protein of 345 amino acids. Gene Ontology annotation, biological process: DNA repair; DNA-templated DNA replication. Lineage: Eukaryota; Fungi; Basidiomycota; Agaricomycetes; Boletales; Coniophoraceae. Gene Ontology annotation, molecular function: DNA clamp loader activity; ATP binding; DNA binding.